AGAACCAAGCUCACGCAGCACUGAUUUUGGCGGCCGUUUUCAGUAUUUCUAGUGCACGUCGCUCUGAUUUCCCCACCUAUAACGUAAAAAUGUUUAUGAACACAUCCUGGCCAAUAUGGACGUAUGAGACUACUCGAAACACAAGUUUCGUUUGCCAAGUGGAUAGCGUGCUGAAUAUAACUGAAGAAUCUGUGUGCUUCAACAGAUCUUAUUGGAACUCGAAUUGGACAACAGAUACCCUGGAAGGAACGUUCGAUACAAGUGACCUCAGCACGAUGCUUGUCGGUGGUAUAGGUGGCCUGAUGGACCACAGCGAGACUUUGCAGUUUGCGAGCGGCAACUACACGUGUGGUGUUUUCAUCAUGCGACCAAGUGGUGGUGGACUCGACUGGUGGGAACUCAGGUUCAAGGAUGUCAACAAAACCGGAAAACCAGAGGAGGAGUGCGUGGAAUAUUUCAACAAAACAGGGGAAACAGGCUAUGUUCUCUACAGUGAUAAGUGCAAACAUUUGCAAUGAUAUGUAUGUACCCGUACAAAAAUGAGUGUUGAUUAACCAUUGAUAUAUUGUUGGGGAAUUGUUGAAACAACGGACUUCAACAAAUUUACAAGAGCAAUUGAGUUCACUCAAUCCUUGCACAACAAUAUUACCAUUGAGUGUUCUCAAUAAACAAUU
Dermacentor andersoni is the source of this 674-nucleotide messenger RNA. RefSeq lists its product as uncharacterized. The record is from RefSeq and is a predicted model, not a curated record. Lineage: Eukaryota; Metazoa; Arthropoda; Arachnida; Ixodida; Ixodidae.